CCCAUCGAGUCUUCUAAUAAUAAUAAGUACGAACUAUUCUUCUUCGUCUUCAGUCUUCACCUACAUUUCUCUCUAAAUCUGUCUCUAUAUACUACUAAUUUGCUCCGAGUCCUUUUUGUAACUCUUGACGCUGCCUGAGAGAGAAAGUGAAAUGACUUGGUCCGUCAUGAGAUCCAUAAACGCUCCAACACUCGACCUCUCCGCCUCACUUCUUCGCUCUUCCACUCGUACCCCAUUGGUCGCCGCUGGUGCAACGUCCACUGGUGUUUCCAUUUUCCGAAUGUCUUCGAGCUCUCUUCGUUUCGCUUCACUCUCUGUCUCAGCUUCUGCUUCUGAUGAUAACCACUUACCUAUCAUUUGUAAGAAGGAAGUUGUGUCUACAGAUAAAGCACCACCUGCUGUAGGACCAUACUCUCAGGCCAUCAAAGCCAACGGUUUCGUUUUCGUUUCAGGUGUUCUUGGACUUGUGCCUGAGACUGGAGAGUUUAUUUCGGACGACGUUGAAGAUCAGACUUACCAGGUACUCAAGAACAUGGGGCAGAUAUUGAAAGCUGGUGGUGCUAAGUACUGCUCCGUGGUGAAGACAACCAUCAUGCUUGCUGACUUGGCUGACUUCAAAAAAGUGAACGAAAUAUAUGGCAAAUACUUCCCAGAUGCUCCUCCAGCAAGAUCCACAUAUCAAGUGGCGGCUUUGCCACUAAACGCCAAGAUCGAGAUCGAUUGUAUUGCAGUACUCUAGAACAGCAUCAAUCUCUGUCAGAACAAAUAAGAUGAAAGCAUGGUUUAGGGGCUUAUCUUAUCAAUUCAUCUUAACGUACUUUUCAACCAUUAGGUUGUUGCAAAACCUAAAGCCCCUUGGCUUAAUCAAGAAUAAGUGAUUUCCUGUUGACUUGAUAUGUAUUGAGUACAAUAUUUGAUAAGAAACCGUUUAAGAUUUAAGGUUCUUAUAUGGUUUUUUUAAUUUAGAA
This is a messenger RNA of Brassica rapa (field mustard), 968 nucleotides long. Its product is annotated as reactive Intermediate Deaminase A, chloroplastic. NCBI's taxonomy places the organism in Eukaryota, Viridiplantae, Streptophyta, Magnoliopsida, Brassicales, Brassicaceae. Gene Ontology annotation, molecular function: deaminase activity. The record is from RefSeq and is a predicted model, not a curated record. Gene Ontology annotation, cellular component: mitochondrion; cytosol.